UGUAUUUAAAUACGCCUUGAUAGUUGCCGAAAGAUCAACAUACAUAAAUACAUACAUACGUCAGUUGUUGCGAAGUAAACUAUUAGUUGAUUUUAUUUUUCCAUUGGCAAUAAAUUUUAUUUAUUGGACGUUAUUGAAUAAUCAUAAUGGGCAAUAAGUCGUCACUGCUGCUGCGUCCAGAGGAGAUCGCGCAAAUUCAGGAAGAGACGGGUUUUACGUCAAAUCAAAUAGAACGUUUGUAUUCCCGUUUCACUUCAUUGGAUCGAGGCGAUUGUGGAACAUUAUCUCGUGAGGAUUUUUUGCGCAUACCCGAACUAGCCAUCAAUCCACUUUGUGAGCGCAUUGUACAUGCCUUCUUUGAAGAUAGCACUGAUGAUCGCGUAAAUUUCCGGCAAUUCAUGAAUGUGUUGUCACAUUUUCGACCAAUUAAUUCGAAAAAGGAAAAUGGCUUGAAUAGCCGUGAAGAGAAGUUAAAAUUUGCAUUCAAAAUGUAUGACCUAGAUGAUGACGGUGUCAUAAGUCGGGAUGAGCUGUUGAGUAUUCUCCAUAUGAUGGUCGGAGCAAAUAUCAGUCAGGACCAGUUAUUAAGCAUAGCCGAACGCACAAUCCUGGAAGCUGACUUGUGUUGCCAAGGAAAAAUUUCUUUUGAGGACUUUUGUAAAGCUUUAGAACGAACUGAUGUUGAACAAAAAAUGUCGAUUCGUUUUCUUAAUUAAAUUUGUCUACGUUCUGAGUAGAGCUAUUAUCAAAAAAUAGCUCCUGAUGUGCAUUAAAAUAUUAAGAAAGUUAUAUUCGCUCUCUGCAGCAAAUGCGUUUAUUGGAAUUCUGUUGUGCAUGAACUAGUAACGUAUGUACUUGCACAUGUAGUAUGUGUGAACGCAGUUAUAGGAAUAAAGUAAUAAGAACUCUUAAAAAGCAAAUACUUCUAAAAAUGCUAAUAUUUCAA
Messenger RNA from Rhagoletis zephyria (snowberry fruit fly), 946 nucleotides. RefSeq names its product calcineurin like EF-hand protein 1 elm (gene elm). The record is from RefSeq and is a predicted model, not a curated record. Gene Ontology annotation, molecular function: calcium ion binding. NCBI's taxonomy places the organism in Eukaryota, Metazoa, Arthropoda, Insecta, Diptera, Tephritidae.